ACGCCGGUCCGGUGGGAUGUCGUCUUUGAGUACAGAUACCGCUUAGCAAUAUCCUCUUUGGGUAGAUAUUUAAUUGCGGAUUGGAUAAUCAUGAACUUGCGUCGAAUACAUUGGCAGGUGGCCAUUUCGUGGCAACUCAGAUCAAUUAGCUCUGGGAUUGCAUAUAAAUAGCCCUAACCUCUGGGCUCUCAAUUGUAACAUGAAAAAACAAAUCAACUCGUCCCUCAUCUUCAAUUUCGAUAUCAAUUGAUAUUCACUGUGUCUUGAACCAAUUCAUUGUCAUGUCAGCUAUAAAGAACGUCACGGUUGUCGGUGGAUCUGGCCGCUUGGGGGCCUUCAUUCUGGAGAAGCUUCUCGCAUCUAAACAAUUCAAUGUUCAAAUCCUCAAACGUGCUGGAUCGUCAACCACCUCGACUGCAGGCACAAAGUUAGUAGAAGCUGACUUCGCCGAUAUUGAGUCCUUGACGACCGCGUUUAAAGGCCAAGAUGCUGUCGUGUCUGUUGUUGGCGAUGCUGGUGUCCUCAGCCAGAAGCCCAUGGUCGAUGCCGCCAUCGCUGCUGGAGUUAAACGUUUUCUACCUUCCAACUUCGGCUCUAACAUGACCAAUCCCAACUCUCGCGCACUCCCAGUGUUCGCAGCGAAGGUGGCAGUCGAGGAUUAUCUCAUUGAAAAGUCGAAAACCACGGAUUUGACAUACUCGUUUGUAUAUAUCGGAGGUUUCACGGAUUUUACCCUGAAACACAAGGUUAUCAUGGAUUUUUCCAAAUACCAGCCCGCAAUAUUUUACGACGGAGACUUCCAAUUUAGCACCACCAGCAUGCCAACUGUUGGAGACGCCGUGGUUGGCGUCCUGACACACCCAGUGGAAACCCAGAACCGACCAGUUUACGUGUCUGAGAUCAUCGUUUCUCAAAACCAGCUUCUCUCCUUGGCGAAAAAAAUCGCCCCAAGUAAGCCAUGGGCUCCAGUAGCCGUGGACUUGGAUGCGCUGGUAGCGGAUGCAAAAGAACGUUUUAUCCAGGGUCAACAUGAUUUGCCAACUGCUAUACCUAUUUUGCUCAAAUCAAUCGUGAACCCGGAGUUUGGAGGGAAGUUUACUGAGAACGACAACGAGCUAUUGAGUAUCAAGGGUAAAACGGAGGAAUAUCUGGUUGAGCUGAUAACUCCAUUGCUUGAUUAGGGAAUAGGAUUGUAGCUUUUUGAAGACUCGCGCCGAUUAAUCUGGAUAGAAUUGUACUAUUUAUUGAGUCCUCAAAUAGAUACACGUACGUGCAGGUUUAUAUGGGAUAUUCAGAAGCUCAAGUAAACCAAGAGAAGAACAGUUAUCCUUCUAAAUAAAGCCGAUAGUUCUCAACACAUCAAAUAUUGUAAUACCUGUAUUAAUUGAUGAUUGAGAUAUAGGGUACUGAGUUUGAAUAUUAAUAGGAC
This is a messenger RNA of Talaromyces proteolyticus, 1429 nucleotides long. RefSeq lists its product as uncharacterized. Gene Ontology annotation, molecular function: oxidoreductase activity. Bases 282 to 1181 code for a protein of 299 amino acids. The transcript has a single exon. The record is from RefSeq and is a predicted model, not a curated record. Lineage: Eukaryota; Fungi; Ascomycota; Eurotiomycetes; Eurotiales; Trichocomaceae.